Molecule: messenger RNA, 8890 nt
Organism: Solea senegalensis (Senegalese sole)
Lineage: Eukaryota; Metazoa; Chordata; Actinopteri; Pleuronectiformes; Soleidae
Gene: utp20
Product: UTP20 small subunit processome component
Exons: 61
Coding region: 141-8585 (2814 amino acids)
Cellular component (GO): 90S preribosome; nucleolus; small-subunit processome
Source: RefSeq, a predicted model, not a curated record
UCCAACAUGGUGGCGCCCUGGAGUCGGCAUGUGUGUUUACAGUUGUAACUUCCAAAACUAAAGCGUAUUUUUUCAUGAAACAUUAAUCACAUGUUUAUCUCUGGAAUACUAUCCGACUUUUGUCAAACAAGGAAGCGAAAAUGAAGAUUAAGUCCAAGUCUUCGUAUCACAAAUCAGAGAACACCUACAGGUUUCUCACUUUUGCAGAAAGACUUGCCAAUGUCAACAUCGAUGUCAUUCAUCGAAUCGACAGAACUGGAUCUCUUGCCGAGGAGGUAGAAACCUACUUUUCUGAAGGGCUGACAAAAUGGCGAGACCUCAACUUGACAGAGAAUUUCACAACAUUUUUGAAAGAGGUGUCCAACAAGAGCCAGUCAUUCAACAUGCUGGUUUUCCAUCAGAAUUUUAUAGUGGAGUGUCUGAAAAAGCAUCUGGCUGUCAGUAACAGCCUCGCUUACCAACCACUUCUGGACCUGGUGGUUCAGCUGGCCAGAGACCUGCAGACUGACUUCUAUCCUCACUUUCCUGACUUUUUCGUUCUUAUUACAUCACUGCUGGAAACAAAGGACACAGAGGUCUUGGAGUGGGUGUUCACCUGCCUCUCCUACCUCUACAAGUACCUGUGGAGGCUCAUGGUGAAGGACAUGACCAACAUCUACAGUUUGUACAGCACACUGUUGGAACACAAGAAAGAACAUAUCCGCAGAUUUGCAGCAGAGAGCUUCUCAUUUUUGAUGAGAAAGGUUCCUGAUCUUGAUGCCCUGCUCACUCAUGUAUUCUCAGACCUAGAGGAGCAUCCUGAUAAGGCAGAAGGAGCAGGUCAGCUGCUCUUUGAGAUGUGCAAAGGAGUCAGAAACAUGUUCCACUCCUGUUCUGCAAAUGCAUUUCCUGUGGCUCUACAUAAACUUGGCCCCACAACCUGCCCAGGAGCCCCUCUGCCCUGGGACACUGUCAGGGAUGCUCUGGAUCACAUGGCCCAGGCUGCAGCCAGUCAUGUUGAUAAAGAGCACCUCCUAGUUUUAUGGGAGUCCAUACAGGCUAGUGUAGUGGAGGUCCUUGGUGUCAUGGAGGAAAAGCAAGAGGGGGCCAGCCAGGCUUCACAGCAGCUGGAGAGGCUGCUGUUCAUUCUCCACACCUUGGUGUCCCAUAGAAAUGGAGCCAAGGUCACCAAGCCAGAGGCGGUUUGCCAGACGGUGCUGCGACUGAUUCAGAGCUCAGCUCUGUCUGUGCCAUGUUCCCGCCUGCUCCUUCAGAUCAUCUCUUCUUUGCUCCUCGGGGAGAACAUCAGCCUACCCAAGCCACUCAUCCAAGAGACAAUUCAAAAGGUGUUUGGCAGUACAUUGGACCAGGACCUGAUUAUAGAGUUCACUAAGGAGAUGUUCACCAUGAAACAGUUUGAGCAGUUCUUCCUCCCCAGCCUACUGCGCUUCACUGUUGGUUUGUUCAGUCAUGGAGAUGCUCUGUCUCGCCACUCUGGCCUGGACGUGCUGGUCAGCCUGAUCCUUGCUAAAGCCCCGCCCCCAACAGACGGCUCCAUGGCCUUUGAAACCUACCCACUGCUCUUUACUGCACAGAGCACAGGUGUGAUGAGCAGUGCGACAUCAGAGCAGCCAGCUGUGCCAGAGCUGGUGCUGUCUCUGAUUAGACUCCCUGAGGAGCAGAACCAGGCCAUCGCUGAUCUGUCUCUGCCAUGGUCUGCACUUGUGCUGCUGCCACACAUCAGACCACUGGCUGCGGUUAGUGUUGUUCCUGCUGUGAGUGCACUCUUAAACCACCUCCUCUGUCAGAUUGAGGCAGAGAAACUGGGGAAAGCUGGUCUAUUUGUGGCCAGACAGGCUCUGAGCUGCCUCCUCUGUCUGGACGGCACUGCCCAGCUUCUCUCCCUGGUCACUGUGGACAAGAUCACUUCAAUCCUCAAGAAGUUUCCCACAGACCUGUCUGCUUUGCUGCUCGGAGACCUGUACUACACCCGCUUGUCAGUCAGCGGUGUUUCAGAGCAUCUGUCCCACAGUGCGCUGCUGGAGCUCUACCAUAUGCUGCAUAUCAACCUCUCCUCCAACAUCUCCAAGAUUCGCCUUCUAACUUUAAGGAUCCUCACUCAGUUUGAGGCAGAGCUUCCUUCACAGUCUCAGGGUGAGGAGAACGUGGAUGUCCAGCCGGUGUUUGCAUUUUGCCUGCAGGCAGAGCUGGUGCCAGCUUCAGUACAGGACUACAGAGAAAAACUGCUUCACCUCCGGAAGCUGAGACACGACCUGGUGCAGCGUAACUUGCCACAGGGUCCACACGGCUCCUUCCAGCAGGUACCUUUACGUUACCUCAUUGCAAUGCUGUUUGUCAACUUCAGGCCACUGUGGGAAGCAGUCAUUGAACUGAUUGUGAGCCAUGCCAAGGGGAUGGACAACAAGGACUUCUGGGCGGUCUACCAUGAACAUCUGGAGAUGGUGGCAGGGCUGGCAGAAAAUCAAUUGAAGGAGGAGGAUGAUGAUGAUGAUGAUGAUGAAGAGGAAGAGUCCAGUCAUCAGAGUGAACCGGGCUGUGACGUCAUAGAAAGUGGGGAUGUGGGCGUGCUGUUCCUAGAGCAGUUGAAGUUGACCAGUGAGUCAAACGACAGGACGGACUUCCCUAACUUCCGUAGCCUGCUGUGGCGCGCCAUGGCCCAGUUUCCUGACAGAGUGGAACCACGCAGCCGAGAACUGAGUCCUCUGCUGCUCAGGUUUAUCAGGAAUGAGUUUUAUCCUGCUGACCUACUGGUAGCCCCUACUCAGGACCUUAGGAAGAGGAGUGAUGCUGCUGCCCCAGAGGAUUCUGGGAUGGCUGUGGAGGAAGAGGAGAAAGAGGAGGAUGAGGAGCAGGAUGUGGAGGAAAGAGGUCAGCAGCAGAGGAAGGCCCUUUCAAGGAAAGCUGCUGCAAAACAGCUGAUUGCCCAUUUAAGAGUUUUUGCUAAAUUCACCAACCCUCGUUCUCUCUACCUGGAGAACCAUCUCAGUGAACUCUAUAACCAGUUGCUGUGUCAUCAGGACCAGCAGAUUCAGCGUGUGGCACUGGAAUGUCUUCUCACAUAUAAAGACUCCAACAUUGUCCCGUACAAGGAGAAUCUUGAGAGGCUCCUCGAUGACAAACACUUCAAGGAGGAGAUUGUCCAUUUCAACAUUUCUGAGGAGACCGGAGUGGUUGAAGCUUCACACAGAGCCAGACUGAUCCCGCUGCUUAUGAGGGUCCUGUUCGGGCGUCUCCGCAGUAAAACGGGCAGUAGGUUCCAGGGAAAAGCCUCUUCUUCAACCCGGUCCUCCAUCAUUCUGCGUUUCCUGGCAGGUUGCCAGGCUGAGGAGCUGGGAAUGUUCAUCAACCUGCUGCUGGAGCCCGUCAGCCAUCACAGUCAAGGAUCUUGUCUGGCGUCAGUGGAGAGAGCAGUUGCUGAGACAGACCUGGGUGCCAUCCUGCCGCUGGGCCGUCAACACAGCCUGCUGAACAUCCUCCAUGUGGUGAUUCAGAAACUGGCUCACCUAAUCCACAUCUACCUGCCCAAAGUGCUGCAGAUUUUACUUUGCGUCGCUGCCAGUGUGUCCACCGUCCUGGACAAGAGGGACCAGCUGAAGUCGGGUUGCAUCAGUCCUCUAAAGAACCUCAGGCGACUCAGCAUUUUGAGGAUCCACGACUUUUUUGAUGGCUAUGACUUCUACAGCUUCACCCCAGAUGAACUGGACGCUGUCUUCGAGGCUGUGGUGUGGCCUCAGGUGUGUCGUCUGCCCACAGAGAGCCCCUACUCGCCAACACCUCUGCUUAAACUGAUCUAUGUUUGGUGCAAAAAUGCAAGGUUCUUUCCUCUUCUGGCCAAGCAAAGACCAGACCAUCCAGAGUGUGGCGUCCUCUUGAAUGUCUUUUCCCUCCUCUCUGCCAAGAAUGCUUCCCCAGCGACCAUCGCCAUGGUUAUGGACAUCGCUGAGUCUCUAGCAACAUCUGAAGACUUUGUUGCCUCAGAGUCAGAGACAGAGCUGAGUGUCAACAGCAGUGUGUUCCCACAGCCUGGAGAGGGCGCUGUUAAUACAACAGCUUCAUUAACUCAGGGCUCCAGACUGCUGCUGCCUCACAUCUCCACUCUGCUGAGAUACUUCAGCAGGAUCAUAUGCAACACUGACAGGCUCAAGAAGAAGAAGUACAGAGCACAGGUGGCCAAGGAGCUCAAUAUCCUCUCCAAAGUCAGCCGAUUUGUGAGCGACAAAGAUCAGAGUUCAGUGCUCAUCAGCCUGUUGCUGCCUUACCUCCAGAGAGGCCACAACCCACAGGAGACGGAGAUUGACAUCCUGGCCACCGUACAGAACCUGCUGCGCCAGUGUGAGCAGCCCUCUGCCUUCCUCCGCCCUCUCAGCAAACUCUUCUCCGUCAUUCAUAACAAGCUGCCCAGGCAGGCUCUCACCAGUGUCUUCCAGACCUUGUCAGAUAUGGAGCCCUCCCUCACAUAUAUCACUGACUUAACAGCAAAACUCAAUGCGUUCGACAGUCGGCAUUUGGAUGAGAUUUACUUUGACAUGCGCCUGACGGCUUUCCAAGACGCCACCAGGCAUGUCAAAGACAUGCAGACUCUGGACCUGGAUUACAUCAGCAUCAUCAUACACAACUGUUUCCAUACUUAUGAGAUUGGUGACAUGUCACUGGCAGACAACGCCACCUUGUGUCUGUCUGCAGUGAUCACCCAGCUGGAAGCGGUCGGAGCUGGUGAGCAGCUCUACAAGGACAUCAUUCAACACACCAUCCUGGACGCUGUACACAAGGGGCUCCGCAGCAAGACAGAGAGUGUGCAGCAUGAUUACACCACUGUGCUUGCCUGCCUGGUGAAGACGUUCCCUUGCAAAAAAGAGUUCAGAGACCUGGUGCAGCUCAGAGACUACAAUGAUCCCGAGUCUGACUUCUUUGAGCACAUGAAGCAUAUCCAGAUUCACCGUCGGGGUCGUGCGCUAAGAAAGUUGGCCAAACAGCUGACUGAGGGCACGGUCGUGAUGACUUCUCGCUCCAUGCAGAAUUACAUAAUGCCGUAUGCCAUGACUGCCCUGCUAGAUGAAAAGAUGGUCAAGCAUGAGAAUAUGACAUCAGCUUCUGUAGAGGUGGUUGGCGCAGUGUGUCGCAGGCUGACCUGGUCCAAGUACCUCUAUUACAUGAAAUACUUCAUCCACAUCCUGCAGACUGCACAGACUGAGCAGAAACUGGCUGUCAAUUUGCUGGUCACAGUUCUAGAGGCUUUCCAUUUUGACCACCAGACCCUUAGCAGAGAAAUGGAGGCAGCUAAGGCCAGAGAAGCUGCAAAUGUCACAGUCGACGCAGAUGAAAUGGAUGAAGCUGCAGCUGAUGACUUUAACCCAAGCGAUGAUGAUGAGGAGGAGAAAAUGGACAUUGACAGUAAGACGGCUCCGUCUGAUGUCCCAAUGGAGAUGGACAAUGAUGGUGUCUCAGAGGAAGCGGCCACCACUAAAGCCAAGGGACCAGGGGCUGUUAAAGCUGCUGCAGUGGCCAGUGGACUGCCACAGAGCAAAGAAGAACUGGAGUCUCUGAUCAAAGCCAUCCACCAGACUGUUAAUGACAGCGUGCUGCCUCGCCUGCACAAGUGUCUCACUGCAAAGGUGAAGCGUGACGAGGAGCACAAGGCGACAAAGUCGAAGGACGUGAAGGAGGAGGAGGUGGCGAGGAUACCGAUCGCCUUCGCGAUGGUUAAACUGAUGCAAACUCUUCCUCCACACAUCAUGGAUUCCAACCUGCCCGGAAUCCUGAUUAAGGUGUGUGUGGUGCUGAGGAACCGCUUCCAGGAGAUUCGUGAUGUGGCAAGAGGGACACUGGUGAAGAUCAUUGAGGCACUGGGGUUCAGAUACCUGCAGUACCUGCUCAAAGAGAUGCAGGGUGUCCUAGUGAAGGGCUACCAGGUCCAUGUGCUGACAUUUACAGUGUACCAAUUGCUGUCUGCACUCAGUCCUACACUGAAGAGUGGUGACCUGGACCCAUGCAUGAACAUGCUCAUCAGUAUCUUCAACAAUGAGCUGUUUGGGGCUGUGGCUGAGGAGAAGGAGGUGAAGGGGAUCGUCUCUAAGCUUAUGGAGGCUCGACACAGUAAGAGCAUGGACUCCUAUGAGCUGCUAGCUCAGUUCUGCAGCAGGGAGAGCAUUACCCAACUCAUACUGCCCCUGAAGGAGAUACUGGAGACUACAUCCAGUCUUAAGACGUGUAACCGGGUGGUAGCUGUGCUACGGCGACUGGUCCUGGGUCUGCUGGUCAAUGUAGGCAUGGCCCCUCAGGAUAUCUUACUGCUGUGCCACAGCCUGAUCAGCCAGAGUCUGCCACUGCUCACUAAGAGAGACCGAGACAAAGCGUCUGCAAAGCCUCCUCCUGACCCCAGACUGCCCCCUCCCAGCUGUCUGCUUCUGCCUCCGACCCCAAAAAGAGGAGGACAGAAAGCUCCUGUCAGCAGCCGAACCAAUAUGCACAUCUUGGUGGACAGUGGCCUCAAGCUGCUCCACCUGAGUCUGAAGAAAUCCAAAGUGACAUCAUCCGAUGCCUCGGCUCUGGAGAUGCUAGACCCUUUCAUACAGCUGCUGCUCGACUGCCUCGACUCCAUGCAUGUCAAGGUGACCACAGAGGCUCUGGUGUGCUUCACCUUGUUGCUGAAAUUCCCGCUGCCGGCAGUGAAUCGGAACGUCGACCAGCUGACUAAGAAGCUCUUUGUCCUGUUGAAGGAUUACUCAAAGGCUGGUGCUGCCCGUGGGGAAAAUUACCAUCUGGUCCAGAGCUGCUUCAAGGCUAUCACCACUUUAGUAAAGAAUGUCAAAAGCAGCAACAUCUCUGAGACACAGUUGCAAGUGCUGUUGGGAUACGCUGAGGAGGACAUUUAUGAUCAGUCACGCCAGGCCACUGCCUUUGGUUUGCUUAAGGCGAUUCUGUCCAGGAAGCUUGUAGUUCCAGAGAUGGAGGAGGUGAUGACCAAAGUUUCCAAGCUGUCCGUUACUGGCAGCAAUGGUAUGAUCAGAAUCCACUGUCGACAGAUCUAUCUGAAGUACCUGCUGGAUUAUCCACUGGGGAGGAGGCUGAGAGGCCACCUGGACUUUGUGGUGGCACAGUUACAAUAUGAGCACGACACAGGCAGAGAGUCUGUGCUGGAAAUGCUGGCAUACAUAUUCCAGACUUUUCCCAAGAAACUGCUGUCACAGUACUGCGGUCUGUUCUUCGCCCCACUGGCCUUGGUCGUGGUCAAUGACGACUCGGCACGCUGUAAAAAAAUGGCUGCCUUGUCCAUCAAGGCCCUGCUUACCCAGCUGAACAAAACCCAGCACGACAACUUGUUCACAUUUGUCCACAACUGGUUAAAUUCAGAGAAGGCAACCCUGCGGCGCCUCGGCGCUCAGAUUUGCGGCCUGUUCGUGGAGGUGGAGGAGGAGAAGUUUGCCCGUCGACUGAAAAGCCUGCUGCCUCUGUUGGAGAAGGAGAUCCACCCCGACAACUAUGACGACAUUGAAGAGGAAGAGGAUGAGAAAGGGGCAGACAGGCUGUUGUUCACGUAUCUAACACUCAUUACCAAACUCACCAAGCACUGUGGUCUGCUGGAGGUCAAAAAGCCUCACAACACACUCUCAAACAUCUGGGGUCACAUUGAAGCCCACCUGCGGUAUCCUCACUGCUGGGUGUGGCUGACCGCCUCGCAGCUCUUUGGUCAGUUGUUUGCAGCCCACCAGGCAGAACAGCUGAUCACCAUUUGGAGAGGAGAGGCAGCAAAGGCUCAGUCAGUAGCCACAGCCUUCAUCACCAGCAACCUGGACAAGAAGAUGAGGGAGUUGGCUUUAUCGCUCUGCCGUCAGCUACAGUCAAAGUUCCUGGACACAGCGUCUGGAGAGCAGGUGAUCAAGAACCUGCUGUUUGUCGGCAAGGUGAUCUACCUCAUUUCCCCCGAGUCUGAUGUCGCAUCCCCUCUGGAAGAGGUUAGAGAGGUGGAGGAGCAGAGGGAGAAUGGAGAGGAGGAGGAGGAGGAGGACAAGGGAGAAGAGGGUGACAAGGGAGAGGAGGAAGAAGGUGAUGAAAUUGACAAGGAUGAUCGACCUCCUUCUCUGCUGUGGUUGAUGAAAAAGCUGUCUCUGAUGGCAAAGAGAGAAGCAGCACACACUCCCAAAGUUCCACUAAAGAGAACAUGUGUAUUUAAGUUCCUGGGAGCAAUGGGCAUGGACCUGGGGAAGGAAGGUAGACUCGGCCCCUACCUGACCACAAUCAUCACUCCCCUCUACAGAGAACUGGACAGCACAUACGCAGAGCAAGACCCCACACUGAAGAACCUGGCACAGGAACUGAUAGAGCUGCUGAAGAGACAAGUGGGGCUGGAGAAAUUCUCUCUGGCCUUCUCUGCUGUACAGAAGGAGUUUUCACAGCGGCGAGCAGCACGUAAACGACACAGAGCCAUGCAGGCGGUAGCGAACCCAGACAUCGCUGCCAAGAAGAAACUCAAAAAGCACAGGAACAAAAUUGAAGCCAAGAAGAGGAAGAUCGAGUUCCUUCGCCCCGGUUAUAAAGCCAAGAAGCACCGGAGCCACGCGCUCAAAGACCUGGCCAUGGUGCAGUGAGACGAAAGCUGAAGAGGUGACUCGGUAAAGGUACUGCUUUCAAUUCAGCAGGAAGUCGAGACUCUAACAUCAUGUUGUUACAUAAAGACUUUUUUACGAUUGUAAUAAUGAAUUUGUCAAUUGACAAAGAAACCAUUCUUGGGCCAAGAAAGAGUAUGUUUCUUGUGUGUGAACAGGAUAUCACUGCCUGUGGACUUCAGUUCCAAGCUGACUUUUUUUUUUUUUUUGCUGUUAACAUAUUUGUGCUUAAAUUUAUAUCCCAUACAGGUUGAGAGCAUUUUGUAAUUAAACAAAAUUCAACAUUU